Molecule: messenger RNA, 510 nt
Organism: Parnassius mnemosyne (clouded apollo)
Lineage: Eukaryota; Metazoa; Arthropoda; Insecta; Lepidoptera; Papilionidae
Source: the annotation of a GenBank genome assembly
AUGGUCACAAAUUUUUUGAUACCGGUCUUAGUAAUUGCUUUAUUUAGCGGCGCGAAAGCCCAAAGCUGCCAAAAUCCUCAGGUUGAAGCAACUUCAUUCACAAGUUUGGAUGCAACGAUAGUCACACAAAUUGCUUACAUUACAGAAUUUACACUGAAAUGUGAUAAUCCUUUGCCUGCAAACUACGCGUUGUAUGCUGAGGUGGAUGGAAAACCAUUGACAGCUGCGCGCAUUGGUGAAAAUAGAUACCAGGUAUCAUGGACGGAAGAGCCAUCAACUGCGCGUUCGGGCGUCCACGAAGUUCGCAUUUUAGAUGAAGAAGGCUGGGCUGCAUUGCGUCGCGCUCGCCGCUCAGAUCCCAACGCCAAUGUUGCACCUCUGCUGGCUAUUCAGCUUCAACAUCCUGGCAGCUACUCUGGUCCCUGGGUGAACUCUGAGGCGCUGGCCACUGUUUUGUCGGUCCUCAUUGCCUAUGUCGCACUGCUCAACAAAACCAAAAUCUUAGCGUAG